AUGGGAGCCUGUGUCAUUGUGACUGACACCAAUACCUCAUUUGGUCUUCAGAGUAACAGCACAGGCAUCACAGCCUUCUCCAUGCCCAGCUGGCAGCUCGCGCUGUGGGCCACAGCCUACCUGGGCCUGGUGCUGGUGGCUGUGAUGGGCAAUGCCACAGUCACCUGGAUUAUCCUGGCCCACCAGAGGAUGCGCACGGUCACCAACUACUUCAUCGUCAACCUUGCCCUGGCCGACCUAUGCAUGGCUACUUUCAAUGCUGCCUUCAACUUUGUCUACGCCAGUCACAACAUCUGGUACUUCGGCCGCGCCUUCUGCUACUUCCAGAACCUCUUCCCCAUCACGGCCAUGUUCGUCAGCAUCUACUCCAUGAUGGCUAUCGCAAUUGACAGGUACAUGGCCAUUGUCCAGCCUUUCCAGCCGCGGCUCUCGGCCCGCAGCACCACGGCGGUGAUCGGCGGCAUCUGGCUGGUAGCCCUGGCCCUUGCCUUUCCCCAGUGCUUCUACUCCGCCAUCACCGAGGACGAGGGCGCCACCAAGUGCGUGGUGGCCUGGCCGGAAGACACUGGGGGCAAGUCACUGCUCCUGUACCACCUAGUAGUGAUCGUCCUCAUCUACCUCCUGCCGCUCACUGUGAUGUUCGUAGCCUACAGCAUCAUUGGCCUCACGCUGUGGCGGCGCGCAGUCCCCAGACACCAGGCGCACGGCGCCAACCUGCGCCACCUGCAGGCCAAGAAGAAGUUUGUGAAGACCAUGGUGCUGGUGGUGGUGACAUUUGCUGUCUGCUGGCUGCCCUACCACCUCUACUUCAUCCUGGGCAGCUUCCAGGAGGACAUUUACUGCCACAAGUUCAUCCAGCAGGUCUACCUAGCGCUCUUCUGGUUGGCCAUGAGCUCUACCAUGUACAACCCCAUCAUCUACUGCUGCCUAAACCGAAGGUUUCGAUCUGGAUUCCGGCUGGCUUUCCGGUGUUGCCCAUGGGUCACACCCACCGAGGAAGACAAGCUAGAGCUGACUCACACUCCAUCCUUCUCCUUGAGAGUCAACAGGUGUCACACCAAAGAGAUUUUGUUCAUGGCUGGGGACAUGGUUCCCUCUGAGGCUACCAACGGGCAGGCUGGGGGUCCCCAAGAUGGGGAAUCUGUAGAGCUCUCAAGUCUUGUGCCUGGCUGCAGGGAGGGGCCCAUCAUCCGAGGAGAAUCAGCCCGUUGA
Molecule: messenger RNA, 1212 nt
Organism: Octodon degus (degu)
Lineage: Eukaryota; Metazoa; Chordata; Mammalia; Rodentia; Octodontidae
Gene: Tacr2
Product: tachykinin receptor 2
Exons: 5
Coding region: 1-1212 (403 amino acids)
Biological process (GO): positive regulation of flagellated sperm motility; G protein-coupled receptor signaling pathway
Cellular component (GO): sperm midpiece; plasma membrane
Molecular function (GO): substance K receptor activity
Source: RefSeq, a predicted model, not a curated record